Messenger RNA from Oikopleura dioica, 738 nucleotides. The record is from the annotation of a GenBank genome assembly. Lineage: Eukaryota; Metazoa; Chordata; Appendicularia; Copelata; Oikopleuridae.
AUGAGACGAAUACUUUUCUAUAAGAACUCAGAAGAUCAAACAUGGAAGAUCUUGAGAAAGAAGUUUUUCAAGACGCAAAUAGAAGCGAUCACUCUAUUUCCAAGAAAUUUCAACGAGUCGGAUCCAAUUAAGUCAGAAUUUCUUGAUUGCCAAGAGACGAGAUCACAACCGUGGACUCAAACAACCUCCUGUGCGCCAAAGCACUUCCCCCUGAUACGACCUUCGCAGGAUAUUGAUUCUGUGAAUAUCAUCGCUCAGCAGAGCUCACUGAUAAGGGGAAGGCAUCCAAUACUCGAUGAAACUGACGAAAAGAGCAUCUGUCGAAAACGAAUUCAAAACGACUUUCCCCUGUAUCAAGGUCGCUACGAUCUGGUUGCCUUCAAAGACUAUCAAGAAAUUUUUGGCUCAGAAAGUCAAAAAGUUAUUGCUGAAUCCGAUGGCCACCCAGUCUUUAGAAACCAAAAUGUAUUCCUUCAGUACAUUUACGAUAAAGCAAGUCCACAUGUGAAAAAUGGAGCAUGGAUGUUCUUUUAUCUCGAAGCUACCGACUCUACUGUCCAUAGAUAUUUCGACUUUAUGGUAACAUCUAUCGACAACUACUCAAACUUUACCCCCAAAGAUCUCAUCGGAAAGCUGAGAUUCCAUGUCAUCAACCACAAUGUUGAUCUCGACAACAUCUUUAUUGCUGAAAAUGGCUGGCUUGACUGUGGAGAAAAUGAUAUUUUUUAUAUUGAAUAA